CCUUCUUCCAUCUCUCCCCAACCUUCUUUUCUCUCGAUCUAUCAGCCAGUUUGGUCUGAACAUGGACUUCUCACCUAGUAUAAUUAACAAGGUCAGUAUCAUUGGUUGAUUGUCCAACACGAGACAAUCGACGAGCCCCACAGCCAAGACUUAGCUCCAGUUUACUAUGUAUAGACGGUGACAACUAUAUUAUCAUCGCGUCAGAAGCGUGUCGGUAUGUUAGACAGCUCCUGUCCAUCAUGUCGGUAUAUCCAAGACCAUUAACAAUCCAGCAAAGCCAAGCACAACGACUUCAAUGGCUUUGUAUCUCUGGAUCCACUGAUUAGUGGCGUCUGUCAGUCACCUUGGCCGCACCAUGCAUCCUGACACAUCUCACCUUUCUGAUCUUGACUCGACCAUACACUCGACCUGGUUGAUUCAAAUACACACAUACAUCUAUAGAUAUAUCUAUACUUCUUGCAAGUGGAUGUAUUUAUAUGAGGAUGUACGGUUGAUACAAGGCGAUCAAGUGACCCACUUGUCCGGCCAAUCCGUGGCGGCUGAUUGAAUGCCGGCCGAUCCAUCCGUUACUAAGGAAGAAGUACUCCCCGUCGUACGUACGCCGUUACACUCCUUCUUGGAACCUGACUUAUCCUUCCUCUCCCUCCUUUUCUAUCUUUUCCAUCAUCCUCCUUCGCACGCCAACUGCUCCUUUCGCGAAGCCGGAUCAUGAGUCAACUCUUCUUGCGAGGAGUGCUACCGGCACUCCUCCUCGUUUCACCCGCCCUGGCCCAUGGAGGCCACGAAAACGUCCCCGAAGGCGAGGCUAUCUCCUUGGAGCCGAUCGACUCGACGUUAUGGAUUCAUAUCAUUCUGAUGGGAUUUGCCUUUGGCAUCCUUUUUCCGCUGGGCAUGGUUCUCGGGAUCGUGCGCUCGCGCUGGCACGUUCCUGUCCAGAUUGUCGCUACCUGUAUCGCCGUUGUCGCCUAUUUCCUCGGUCACGCCCAUAAAGGCCGCCAGUUCGGGAAGAACGUCCAUCAUUCCUUCGCAAACGUCCUCAUGCUCAUGAUGGCCGUGCAAGUCGUCUUCGGCCUCUACCUCAAAUUACACAUCACGAAAGGCAUCCACGGACGCAUCCGCCGCGUUUUUGUCGUGGCCCACGGGGUGCUCGGAAAGGCGAUGCCGGUGGUCGCUUGGGUCCAGAUGGUGUUUGGGGGGAUCGCGGCGCUGGGUUUCUGCCAGAGUGACCAUAUGGGACAGUGUUUGGCCCACUUCAUCAUGGGUAGCGCGUUCAUCGCGUAUGGGAUCCUGCUCACCAUCCUCCUCCUGGUGGGCCAGUACUGGCUGCGUCGCACGGGUCGGAGCCAGGAAUUCUUCGACUCGUUGAUCAUCGCGGCCUGGGGGUGUGUCAACACCUUUACCGAACAUCGAUGGGGGGGUCCUUGGGUCCACAACGACCUGCAGCAUACCACCAUGGGCAUUGUCUGGUGGUGCGCGGGUCUCCUAGGUAUCUGGUUGAGUCGCAACCGGGACGGUGGCCCCAAGCGUAACCUGAUGCCCGCCAUUGUCAUCCUCUUGACUGGUUAUGCCAUGUCCGCGCACACGCAGCACUUGAUGAUCAGCACCAUGGUCCACUCCAUCUUCGGCUACACGCUGAUGGCGGCUGGCGCGGCCAGAAUCGUCGAGAUCUCGUUCGUCCUGAAGGACAAGCCCACCCUGAGUCCCAACGGCUCGAACCCGCACAGUUUCCAAUUCGUGACACCAUUUCUUCUGUAUGCGUCUGGUUUCCUCUUCAUGGGUGCCACGGAAGAGCAGAUGCAACUCCUCGACCAGGCCGGGAUCAUGCACGUGUCAUAUGUCCUCAUCCUGUACAGCAUUGCGUUCCUCCUAUUCCUGUUCGUCAAUGUCCUUAUCCACAUCUACGCCGUCCACGCCUGGCCCGAAUCCACCCAGCCCUCCCGCACCCGCUACGACGGUUUCGUUGACGAGGCCGAAAACCCCGACAGCUACGCCCGACUGGGUGGCGCCCGUGCCCACCAUCCCAACGGCCACGCCCGCUCCGCCGCGGAAGCGCAGCAGCUGCACGACGCGGAAGCCUUCGAGCUAGAGGGUCUGAUUUCGGACGAGGAAGACGGACACAAGGUGUCGACCGACAGCCGACGUGGCCGGAAAUCCGACGACGGUGACGAUUCACCUUUGGUUGGAAAGGAGACGUCCCGUUGAUUUGAUGGCGAUCCGCAUAAAAGCCGCAUGCAUCUUCUCUUCUUUAUUCUUUUUUAUCUUACUUCAUUUUAUUUUUUCUUUCACCCUGAUUCCUUUUCUAUGAUUUGACCAUCAAGGACUUCUUCAGGAAUAGCAUGCCACACCCGAAUAGACUGUUCCAGCUAGUCACUUGUUCUCUUUGUUUGGUUGAUCUGUUCGUUCAUGGAGGAAGGCGUCUGUAUUUACUUGCGGGGACCGGAGUACGGGAGUAAAAUAUCA
This is a messenger RNA of Aspergillus candidus, 2460 nucleotides long. Its product is annotated as Ytp1 family protein. The coding region runs from base 709 to 2202 and encodes 497 amino acids. The record is from RefSeq and is a predicted model, not a curated record. The transcript is spliced from 5 exons. Lineage: Eukaryota; Fungi; Ascomycota; Eurotiomycetes; Eurotiales; Aspergillaceae.